Messenger RNA from Mitosporidium daphniae, 384 nucleotides. RefSeq lists its product as uncharacterized. Bases 1 to 384 code for a protein of 127 amino acids. The record is from RefSeq and is a predicted model, not a curated record. The transcript has a single exon. NCBI's taxonomy places the organism in Eukaryota, Fungi, Microsporidia.
AUGAAUGCCAUCCCCAGAGAAGUUGUUUCCUAUGUUGAUGUGGACGUUUCCACCUCAUCGGGUGAAAUUGGGUGCAAAAAAAAGGAUUCCAAAAAGAAAGCAAAAAAGCAAGAAAGAGCCGAAAAGGUAGACUGCAGCGAUUCUGAUGCUUUUGACGAGCCAGAAAGCUUUCAAACGGUCGCCCUUCCCGUCGCUGCUUUUUUGUCCAAUCCAGAGUUGGGCCCUACAUGUGGGGAGGAAUAUUUAUUUGUGGUUAAGGAAGAACGCAAGUUACUUCCCCCAAUCAUUAGCAUUGGGGAUGCUGUUUCCUCGACAUCAAAUUUGCUUACCAUGGAGUCGUUGAUACAAAUGGGGUUUUCGUUUUCCGCCACCGGCCCCGUUUGA